This is a messenger RNA of Marchantia polymorpha subsp. ruderalis, 2612 nucleotides long. NCBI's taxonomy places the organism in Eukaryota, Viridiplantae, Streptophyta, Marchantiopsida, Marchantiales, Marchantiaceae. The record is from the annotation of a GenBank genome assembly.
CGGAGUAUCGGAGUUCGGAACAUCGGGGCGGAAGGCAGAAAGGACGACUUCGUAGGAUGAGAGGGAGUGAGAGGGGCCGAGGGUCUUUUACAAUUCGCAGCAGCGGCAGCAGCUUCUUCGCCCCGAGGAUUAGCGAGAGAGGCGAGGCGAGGCGGAGGGGAUCGAAGGCAAGCGAGGCGACAUGGUAGGAUUAGAGUGCGAAGUCGGGAGCGCGAGGUAGCACUCGUUUGCGUUUCGCGCACAGAAUUAGGUUUUUUCGCGCGAGGGAGGUCGAGAGGAGCCUCAAGUGGACUUUGUGGAGAUUGGGUGUCGCCCCUGGGCGAGCAAAGGUCGCAGGUUGCUAACGAGGCCGAUUAGGGGUUUCAGGUGUAGUUCAGGAACAGGUUUGACCGGGAUUGAGGAGGAAGAUUAGAACAGGUGGAUUAGGGAUUUGGGGGCCAAACAGGACAGGAAUCGAUUAGGCGAGGAAAGAACGUCGGGAGGGCAACCUGAAGGACAAGGAUUGGAAUUUAGAACCAGCUUGGAACAUAAGAGGGCGAAGGAGCUCCUAGGGAUGUGGUGAGAUCGGGGCAUGGAGUUAGACUGGGGAUGAAGGAUAGACGGUCAUGGCACGAACGCCGAUGGCCUUGCAGGAUAGCAGUGGGGGAGCGGGUGCAGGGAGCACGCCCACGCGAUCCCGCUGUGUGACAGAAACAGUGAACGGUUCUCAUCACUUUACGAUUAAUGGAUACUCCCUCGCCAAGGGAAUGGGAGUGGGAAAGUAUAUUGCCAGUGACAGCUUCACAGUCGGCGGUUAUCAGUGGGCUAUCUAUUUUUAUCCUGAUGGAAAGAAUGCUGAGGACAAUUCAUUGUAUGUUUCGGUUUUUAUCGCUCUUGCCAGCGAGGGCACUGACGUGCGAGCUCUUUUUGAGCUAACUUUGUUGGACCAAAGUACAAAGGCGAAGCAUAAGGUUCACAGUCAUUUUGACCGCUCUUUGGAGAGUGGACCCUACACACUGAAGUACCGUGGAAGUAUGUGGGGUUACAAGCGAUUCUUCAGACGGGCCGUCCUAGAGACGUCUGACUUCCUGAAGAAUGACACCCUUGCUAUUACCUGCACUGUGGGUGUUGUCGUGUCAUCUACCCAAGGUCCGAAAUUGUAUUCUAUUCCACUUCCCGAGCCAGAUCUAGGUACUCACUUCGGUUCUUUAUUAGAUAGCGGAGAAGGCGCGGAUGUCACAUUUGAGGUUGAUGGCGAGAUUUAUCAGGCACACAAGUUGGUGCUGGCUGCACGCUCACCAGUGUUCAAGGCGCAACUAUACGGGCCUAUGCGUGAUCGCAAUGCCGGAAAAAUAAAGAUUGAAGAUAUUGAAGCUCCCGUAUUCAAGGCGAUGCUACACUUCAUCUACAGGGAUUCACUGCCCGACACUCACGAGUUGACGGGUUCCUCUUCUUCAGCUUCGACUUUGAUGGCACAACAUUUGUUAGCUGCCGCAGAUCGGUACGGGCUGGAUAGGUUGCGCCUUUUGUGUGAGUCUAAACUGUGCGAGGACGUCAGUACAGACACCGUGGCCACUACACUCGCGCUCGCGGAACAACAUCAUGCUUCACAGCUCAAAGCUGUUUGUCUGAAGUAUGCAGCAGCGAAUCUUGCAGCCGUCAUGCAUUCAGAUGGAUUCGAAUAUUUGAAAGACAGUUGUCCAUCCCUUCAAUCAGAGCUCCUAAGAACAGUGGCGGGCGUUGACGAGGAUGUAGGUACAGGGAUUAGAAACAGAAGUGUAUGGGGUCAACAUUCGGAUGGUACCGAUGCCAAUGGGCGACGAGUGAGGCAGAGGACCUAGGCAAAUCAUUGGCAAUUGUCAAGUGAUUGUAGGCUGUCUUGCUUGUCAAUAUAUUUUCUUCCAUUAAGACAUGCCUAGCUAGCUGUCAGCAGUCCUGAAUGUGGACUCGGGUACUGGCCUCUUGUUUAUGGUCAUCAUCAUGAGGUUGCUUGCUCUUUGAUGUAACCGUUCUUUUAGUCAGUUCAGAAUUCAGUAGUGUAGGAUGGGCGCAAGUAGUCAACCUCACCUUGUCAGUAGGAACGCAUGGAACGUAUGUGGUGAACGAAUAUGCUGCAACUGGAGGCGCCACAUAAGUUUUUGAUUAUUUCAGUGAUUGUCCAGAUGGUAGGUGAAUAGUGAAACUGUUUGAAAGUAAGGGAAGUAGUGAUCUUUAUGCCGUUGGAAGUCUCUUCCGCUUGGUCUCCACACUCACGAUCUAAGCCACGAAGUAGCUUCUUGUCGCAGCGGCAGGCGGCAGGCUAUGGGAUGUCUCUAUCCAUGUUCACUGUUGAGGAUACGAGAAAGUAAGUGAAUAGAUGUCUGUCAAAAUGGCAGAUCCCAAGUCUCUCAAAGUUGAUAGCUGUUGAUAUGCUGAUAGCCUUUCCCAAUGUACUGCCAAAUAAAGUCCUGUGAAGAAACUUUGGCCUAGGUGGCGAGGGAGAAGAAAGUUCUGUAGAAUGCAUUCCACUUUGACCCCUCUAUCUGACGAGCCAGUUAAGGCAAAGUCUCGCGCUCCUUGUUAUACAAAUCCCAAGUGAAUGGUUCGACAAUUUAACGCACUUCCUGAUCUUGUUGCCGAGGUAUGACAUACAG